This is a messenger RNA of Osmerus eperlanus (European smelt), 1335 nucleotides long. RefSeq names its product COP9 signalosome subunit 5 (gene cops5). Gene Ontology annotation, biological process: protein deneddylation. NCBI's taxonomy places the organism in Eukaryota, Metazoa, Chordata, Actinopteri, Osmeriformes, Osmeridae. Gene Ontology annotation, cellular component: cytoplasm; COP9 signalosome. Bases 187 to 1191 code for a protein of 334 amino acids. The transcript has 8 exons. Gene Ontology annotation, molecular function: deNEDDylase activity; metallopeptidase activity; protein binding. The record is from RefSeq and is a predicted model, not a curated record.
UUGGUAUAAUCCAGCUACUGUCAUGGCUCCCAUAAUCUGAGCGAGUGGAUACUACUUCAAGCAAGAAACGUUUUUGUUUUAGUAUUAUGUUCUGUGAAAUACUGAGCCUUUAAUCGCGUAUUUAUUAGUUGGCACUGAAAGACUGCUUUGUAUUGUAGUAACGACGACCCGUUUGUUGUCGUGAAAAUGGCAGGGACUAGCAUUGCACAGAAAACAUGGGAGCUCGCCAAUAGCAUGCAGGAAGUUCAGAGUAUAGAUGAAAUCUACAAAUAUGACAAAAAGCAACAGCAAGAAAUCCUUGCUGCUAAACCGUGGACAAAAGAUCACCAUUAUUUCAAGUACUGCAAGAUCUCAGCUCUGGCCCUUUUGAAGAUGGUUAUGCACGCCAGGUCAGGGGGUAACCUAGAGGUGAUGGGGCUGAUGUUGGGGAAGGUGGAUGGUGAAACCAUGAACAUCAUGGACAGCUUUGCCUUGCCCGUGGAGGGCACAGAGACCAGAGUCAACGCUCAGGCUGCAGCGUAUGAGUACAUGGCUGCCUACAUUGAGAAUGCCAAACAGGUGGGUAGGCUGGAGAACGCUAUAGGCUGGUACCACAGUCACCCUGGUUACGGAUGCUGGCUGUCUGGUAUUGAUGUCAGCACUCAGAUGCUUAACCAGCAGUUCCAGGAGCCUUUUGUGGCAGUUGUGAUCGACCCCACUCGAACCAUAUCUGCAGGAAAAGUCAAUCUUGGCGCCUUCAGAACCUACCCAAAGGGUUACAAGCCUCCAGAUGAGGGACCUUCCGAGUAUCAGACUAUUCCACUGAACAAGAUUGAAGAUUUCGGCGUGCACUGCAAACAGUAUUAUGCCUUGGAAGUCACUUAUUUCAAGUCCUCACUAGAUCGAAAAUUACUUGAGCUCCUUUGGAAUAAAUACUGGGUUAAUACCCUGAGCUCUUCAAGUCUCCUGACGAAUUCGGACUACACUACAGGCCAGGUGUUCGAUCUGUCAGAGAAGCUGGAACAGUCAGAGGCUCAGCUUGGGAGAGGAAGCUUCAUGCUGGGGCUGGACACACAUGACAGGAAGUCAGAGGACAAACUGGCCAAAGCUACACGAGACAGCUGUAAGACCACCAUUGAAGCAAUUCAUGGCCUGAUGUCUCAAGUUAUCAAGGAUAAACUCUUCAAUCAAAUUAACACGUCUGCCAACUAAGUCCGAAAAAGGCCUGAUUGAGGUUCAUCAGUGUGUUUUACCUUGUAUGUUCCAUACUGCUUUUAUUCUCAACUAUACUUUAGUGUGAAUGGUUUCAGCUUCUGUGCACAACGAUGGACAUUAAUAAAUAGUGACGGUAACAUU